GCAGUGGUCACGUGCCGGGGGCGGGGGCGGGGGUGGUGGCGAGUUCUCCCGGGUUGGGAGGGACCCAGUAAGCCAGGCCUAGAGAGGGGAGGGGGCUCGGCCUAGGGCGGCGGAGUGACAUGUCUCUCGAAGACCCGUUUUUUGUAGUCCGAGGAGAGGUGCAGAAGGCUGUGAACACUGCCCGCGGGCUGUACCAGAGGUGGUGCGAGCUCUUGCAGGAGGGCACCGCAGUCGGACGCGAGGAGCUGGACUGGACCACCAAUGAGCUGCGGAAUGGCCUGCGCAGCAUCGAGUGGGACCUGGAGGAUCUGGAGGAGACCAUCGGCAUCGUGGAAGCCAACCCAGGCAAGUUCAAGCUCCCAGCCGGAGACCUGCAGGAGAGGAAGGUCUUCGUGGAUCGGAUGCGGGAGGCAGUCCAGGAAAUGAGAGACCAUAUGGUCAGCCCAGCAGCCAUAGCCUUCAUGGAGAGGAAUAAUAGAGAGAUGUUGACGGGCAGGCCAGCCUCCCAGAAGUCAUCUAGCGACUUGCUGGAUGCCAGUGUGGUGUCAGCUACCUCUCGCUACAUUGAAGAGCAGCAGGCCACGCAGCAGUUGAUCAUGGGCCAACAGGAUCAACAGCUGGAAAUGGUGUCUGGGAGCAUCCGGGUUCUGAAACACAUGUCCGGCCGGGUCGGAGAAGAGCUGGAUGAGCAGGGCAUCAUGCUGGAUGCCUUUGUUCAUGAGGUGGACCACACCCAGUCCCGGAUGGAUGGGGUCCUCAGGAAGAUGGCCAAAGUAUCCCACAUGACAAGUGACCGCCGACAGUGGUGUGCCAUUAUGGUGCUGCUGGGGGUGCUUCUCCUGGUUCUCAUCCUGCUCUUCUCUCUCUGACCCUGGCCCUCCCCAGGGGGCUGUCCCUCUAGCUGGGAGAGCUGGCAGGGCCCUGCCCCCUGGGACAAGAGGUUCCUGCCUGGGGAGCUGUCCCAAGGCACUCAUCCAGAGCUAGUGGGGCCUCAGGUUCCCUGUGCCACAGCGCCCACCACUGGUCCUGUCUCAAGUGCGCUUAGGGGGUGGUGGAGGUAAGGGGACCCCUCCCCAUUUCUACUCCAGUGCCCCAAAGCCAUUUACUUUGUGCCUUCUACGUGAGCCAACUUGAAAAUAAAACCCCAGCCUUUUUUAUAUGUA
Messenger RNA from Manis pentadactyla (Chinese pangolin), 1163 nucleotides. It is a transcript of the gene STX10, whose product is annotated as syntaxin 10. The record is from RefSeq and is a predicted model, not a curated record. Gene Ontology annotation, cellular component: membrane. Bases 120 to 869 code for a protein of 249 amino acids. The transcript is spliced from 8 exons. Gene Ontology annotation, biological process: Golgi vesicle transport. NCBI's taxonomy places the organism in Eukaryota, Metazoa, Chordata, Mammalia, Pholidota, Manidae.